Sapajus apella (tufted capuchin) is the source of this 1764-nucleotide messenger RNA. RefSeq names its product myosin-7-like. NCBI's taxonomy places the organism in Eukaryota, Metazoa, Chordata, Mammalia, Primates, Cebidae. The annotation marks the transcript as partial. The transcript has 10 exons. Gene Ontology annotation, cellular component: myosin complex. The record is from RefSeq and is a predicted model, not a curated record.
CUGAACAACAGAAUCACCAAGUCAGGAUGCUUUGCCUCACUGGGCCUGGCUCCUUCUAUCCACCAGCUGGAGGGAUCCCUGGAGCAAGAGAAGAAGGUGCGCAUGGACCUGGAGCGAGCGAAGCGGAAGCUCGAGGGCGACCUGAAGCUGACACAGGAGAGCAUCAUGGACCUGGAGAAUGACAAGCAGCAGCUGGAUGAGCGGCUGAAAAAAAAAGACUUUGAGCUGAAUGCUCUCAAUGCAAGGAUUGAGGAUGAACAGGCCCUGGGCAGCCAGCUGCAAAAGAAGCUCAAGGAGCUCCAGGCGCGCAUCGAGGAGCUGGAGGAGGAGCUGGAGGCCGAGCGCACCGCCAGGGCCAAGGUGGAGAAGCUGCGCUCAGACCUGUCCCGGGAGCUGGAGGAGAUCAGCGAGCGGCUGGAAGAGGCUGGUGGGGCCACAUCCGUGCAGAUCGAGAUGAACAAGAAGCGUGAGGCUGAAUUCCAGAAGAUGCGGCGGGACCUGGAGGAGGCCACGCUGCAGCACGAGGCCACUGCUGCGGCUCUGCGCAAGAAACACGCCGACAGCGUGGCCGAGCUGGGCGAGCAGAUCGACAACCUGCAGCGGGUGAAGCAGAAGCUGGAGAAGGAGAAAAGCGAGUUCAAGCUGGAGCUGGACGAUGUCACCUCCAACAUGGAACAGAUCAUCAAGGCCAAGGCUAACCUGGAGAAGAUGUGCCGGACCUUGGAAGACCAGAUGAAUGAGCACCGGAGCAAGGCGGAGGAAACCCAGCGUUCUGUCAACGACCUCACCAGCCAGCGGGCCAAGCUACAAACCGAGAAUGGUGAGCUGUCCCGGCAGCUGGAUGAGAAGGAGGCACUGAUCUCCCAGCUGACUCGAGGCAAGCUCACCUACACCCAGCAGCUGGAGGACCUCAAGAGGCAGCUGGAAGAGGAGGUUAAGGCAAAGAACGCCCUGGCCCACGCACUGCAGUCAGCCCGGCAUGACUGUGACCUGCUGCGGGAGCAGUACGAGGAGGAGACGGAGGCCAAGGCCGAGCUGCAGCGCGUCCUGUCCAAGGCCAACUCAGAGGUGGCCCAGUGGAGGACCAAGUAUGAGACGGAUGCCAUCCAGCGGACUGAGGAGCUCGAGGAGGCCAAGAAGAAGCUGGCCCAGCGGCUGCAGGACGCUGAGGAGGCCGUGGAGGCCGUUAACGCCAAGUGCUCCUCGCUGGAGAAGACCAAGCACCGGCUACAGAACGAGAUUGAGGACCUGAUGGUGGACGUGGAGCGCUCCAAUGCGGCCGCUGCAGCCCUGGACAAGAAGCAGAGGAACUUCGACAAGAUCCUGGCUGAGUGGAAGCAGAAGUAUGAGGAGUCACAGUCGGAGCUGGAGUCCUCGCAGAAGGAGGCACGCUCCCUCAGCACCGAGCUCUUCAAGCUCAAGAACGCCUACGAGGAGUCCCUGGAGCACCUGGAGACCUUCAAGCGGGAGAACAAGAACCUUCAGGAGGAGAUCUCCGACUUGACCGAGCAAUUGGGGUCCAGUGGAAAGACUAUCCAUGAGCUGGAGAAGGUCCGAAAGCAGCUGGAGGCCGAGAAGCUAGAGCUGCAAUCAGCCCUGGAGGAGGCCGAGGCCUCCCUGGAACACGAGGAGGGCAAGAUCCUCCGGGCCCAGCUGGAGUUCAACCAGAUCAAGGCAGAGAUCGAGCGGAAGCUGGCAGAGAAGGACGAGGAGAUGGAGCAGGCCAAGCGCAACCACCUACGGGUGGUGGACUCUCUGCAGACC